AUGGAUCGUCGUAAUAAUCGGGGUAGAAGGCGCCGCUUAAUUCCUGCGAUUCGUCAUGGAAAACUGGAAACAGCAAGGGAGUUAAUAAAUUCUUACGAGCUGCCAUGUUCAGAAUCAUCGCCAAAAGGAUAUGAUUUACUUUGUGAUGCUCUUGAUAAUAAGCAUUCGGAGGUGGCUAAAUUACUUUUAACAAGCGGCACUGCAGUCAACAGUAAAGAAAACAACUAUCAAAGAACUUCUGAGACUCCCCUCCAUUUUACUGUUAUGAAUGGUGACAUAGAAAUUAUGAAGAUGCUUCUAGUCAGACGUGCUAAUAUUAAUGCUCAAAAUAUCUAUGGCCAAACUCCACUCCAUAAAGCGAUUGAAAAGAAUGAUCGAGUAGAAAUUAUCGAAUUAUUUUUAAAACAUGAAGCUGAUGUUAAUGUUAAAGAUCAUAAAGCUGAUGUUAAUGUUAAAGACGAAGACAGAAACACUCCACUAUUUUAUGCUAUUCAAAAUCCAAAUUUAAAAAUUACCAAGCUACUUUUAGAUAAUGGAGCAAAUGUUAAAGAUGAUCCCGAGCUAUUGAAUAUUGCUGUUAAGAGGGGAUGCACGGAAAUCGUUGAACUUCUUUUGCAACAUAAUGCUGAUGUUAACGCUACCGAUGAAAACGGUUACACAGCAUUGCUUUCAACUUUAAGUGAUUUUUAUCAAGAUUUUUGUAAAUUACGUCCUGAUAGAGAUUCUUAUGUUAAUAAUAUAAAGAGGAAAAUUACUAAACUGCUUCUUAAUCAUGGUGCUAAUGUAGACGCUCAAACUCGAGGUGGUUGGACGGCACUUCAUUUUGCUGUCUACAAUGGAUAUUCACAAGUUGUUGAAGUUCUUUUAGAAUAUAAUGCAAAUGUCAAUUUUAGAGAAAAAAAAAAAUCUCGAGACACCACUCCAUAUGUCUGCACGAAGAAAAAAUGUUCCAACGAUAUUGUAAAACUAUUGCUUGAACGUGGUGCCGAAGUUGAUUCUAAAACUAAAUAUAAUAUUACACCCCUGUAUUUGAGUGCUCAAAGAGGUCAACAGGAAAUCAUUGAAACUCUCUUGAAAUUUGGUGCUGAUAUUAAUUGUAGAAAUAUGGGUGGCAAUAGAGCACUCCACAUUGCAUCUCAAUUUGGGCAUGUUAAAGUUGUCACAACUCUCCUGGAGUAUGGCUGUGAUAUUAAUUCUAGAGAUAUAGAUGGCAGAACAGCACUCCACAUUGCAUCUCACUUGGGGCAUAAUGAAGUUGUUACAACUCUCUUGGAGUAUGGCUGUGAUAUUAAUUCUAGAGACAAGGUUGGCAAUAUAGCACUCCACAUCGCUUCUCACCAAGGGCAUAAUGAAAUUGUUACAACUCUCUUGGAGUAUGGAUCUGAUAUCAAUAUUAUGACUUACAACAAUCUUACACCUCUUGAUUAUGCUAAAACUGCUGAAAAAGCUAAAACUAUUGAAAUUCUUAAACGCCACAUAGUUCAAAUGAAAACCGCAAAUUUAUAUGUUAGUCAACAAAAUUUGCGUUCAGUUGAUGAAAUUUCCUUUCCUGAUUUUCAGGAAAAAUGUGAGAAUGAAAUAACAAGCAUGAAGAGCGAGAAGAUGAAUAAUUAUAAUAUUUCAUUUUAUGAUAUCUUGACAAAGAAUACUGAUUCAUUAGCAAUAUGUUUGAGGAACGAAAAUAUAGUGCAGAUUCUAAAAUUAGACGAUUAUAAAACAAAAUUUCCAAUAUAUGGAAGCAUGAUUAAAAGCCGUUUCAGAAAUGGUAUGAAAAGAAAAGAAUUAAUUGAUCAAGGGAAUAAAAUUUUACAUUUUCUUUUUGCCAACCAUCUUCAAUUACCACAAGAAUGUACUGAAAAAAUAUGUAGUUAUUUGAGUAACGAAGAUUUAAAGAUAAUCAUCGAAAAAAGCAUCUCUCGUCGAAAGUUGGGCUCAAAUCGAAAGAGUAAAUGUAAAAAUUAGUAGACGCUCCUGUAAAAUUUCAUUUAAGUUUCUUACGUCUGAAUUUUACGAGUGAAGCCAAUUUUCUCGAUAAAUAAC
Messenger RNA from Chrysoperla carnea, 2040 nucleotides. RefSeq names its product serine/threonine-protein phosphatase 6 regulatory ankyrin repeat subunit B-like. Gene Ontology annotation, molecular function: protein binding. The record is from RefSeq and is a predicted model, not a curated record. The transcript is spliced from 3 exons. Bases 1 to 1962 code for a protein of 653 amino acids. Lineage: Eukaryota; Metazoa; Arthropoda; Insecta; Neuroptera; Chrysopidae.